UGUUUGAAGCAGUAGAGAUAAAAUUUUUCUGAUUUUCUUUUCUUUAUGGAUUUAGAGAACUGUUCGGUUUCUUGUUCGUUGUCGCCGUCGCCGUCGCCGAUUUCCGGGGCGGAGGUUUCCGAGGAUCGGAUGGUGGAUAUGGAGCUCGAGGCGGCGGAGGCCUUGGCGGAUUUGGCGCAUUUAGCGAUGAGAGAAAGUGGCGGUGGUGGAACCGCCACGAAUUGGGGCUGCAGAGGGAAACGAGUCAGGAAAAGAGUCAAGAGCGAGUCACUAUCACCGCCAGGUCCUUCCGGGUUGAAUUUGACCCCGAUUGACCCGGUUCAACACUGUUCUGAUCCGGCUGAUCAGGAUCAAGCAGAACCGGAUCGGGAACGGGAUGAAACAACGUGUAGCAAUGUAAUAAUUAAAUCAAUAAAAGCUGAGCAAGAUGCUGAGUCAAUUUCUAUGUGUGCCACAAGAUACACAUCAGUGGGUGGUGGCAGGUCAAGACAAAAUCUAACUGAGGCUGAGAAGGAAGCUAGGAGAAUACGUAGAAUAUUGGCAAACAGAGAAUCAGCUAGGCAGACGAUUCGUCGCAGACAGGCUCUGUGUGAGGAGUUAACCAGAAAAGCUGCUGAUUUGGCAAGGGAGAAUGAGAGUUUAAAGAGGGAAAAGGAGUUAGCUUUUAAAGAAUAUGAGUCUCUGGAGACUAUAAAUAAGCAUUUGAAGACAAUGAUGGCAAAAGCAGUAAAAUCUCAGGUUGAUGAAUCACCAGGAGAGCUUAAGCCAGCCCAUGCUGAGAUGACUGUCUCUCCUUCUGCAAACUGUUCGUUGCUCUUGUAUAACCACCAUCCUUUUUCACCACUUGGCUGGCCUUCUAUGAUUCAAAAUUCACAUGCACUGCAAUCAGGACAUGGGCUGCAGAACCCUGUCAUUAUUCCGUCGAACCUUCUGACACCAGUUGUUCGUAAGCUUGAUUCUCAGGAUCAAGAAAACCCUACGAAUGUUAAUGCAACUGGAACUCCUUUUUAUAUAUUACCAUGCCCUUGGUUUGUCCCUCUUCACGAUAAUGGGAAUGGAUUCCAUGCUCAACCCCCUGAUAGCCUGAAAAAUGUACAGGAUGAAACUUCAAGGCAUAAUGGAUAUGAUGUUUGUUCAUCAUCACAAAGUGUCACAAAUAUGGAGAACUUCUUGUUCCGUGCAAAAGCUAACAAUGAGGUUUCUGGUUCAACUGAAGUUAGAACCGCUACUGAUCUUAAAAAUAUGCCAGUUGAGUUUCCUCCAACUGGAGGUGUUCAGCAUAGUGGACCUUGCCCAAGAGAAGCAACUUCUACACAAGCACCACUGUGUUCUGUUGGAGGUACGCUUAUUGUUAAUCAUGAGAAUGUGCAUUGCAAUAGUGAAGCUAUUUCUAUGAAAGCAAAUCAUAUUGCAAAUGCUUUGUCGGAGAAGAAACAAGAGGCAGCCAAGCAUCCAAGUACGAAAGUAGUGGAUGCAGUUGCUGCAGCUGAGGCAAGAAAGAGGAGGAAAGAACUUACAAAACUGAAAAGCCUCCAUGGUCGUCAAUGUCGAUUGCACUGUUGAGCUUAUCGGCCAACAUUAUAGUUGGCACCAGGAUUAAAAGGAAUUCUGAUAAGCUUGACUCUCGUUUUAUUCAUCUUUAAACAUGGAAGUUUUUCCAACAGAACAAAAUUUAUGACUCUUGGGUGAUCGUAACACCAUGUUUCAGGUUUGAGGCUCUUUCUAUUCUUCUAAAUGUUUUUGGAAGGUGGAAAAGGACUGAAAUUUUAGGUUUAGGUAGUUUCUUUUAAUUUAUGUAUUAGGAAACACAAUCAAGGUCAAGUCGGAAUACAGUGAUAGCCGAGCAUGUAAUGUUUUUUUUGAGUAGCCGGCGCUCUGUGUGAAGAUGAGUUCCUUAAGUUAACAGAUUGGUGCUGCCAUUUUGAUGUGGUUCGACUGAGGAAGGGGCAGCGAAAUAGGAGUUGAGAAAUGGCAUGGAUUUAGCUUAUUAUGUGUUGUAACUUUAUACAAGUAUCUAUACCCUUUUUCAUUUAUGUAUUUUUUUUGUAUCAGGACCCAGAAUAAAAUUCCGUAACUAUAAACUUAGUAUCCAAAUUUGUAUACAA
Messenger RNA from Pistacia vera, 2105 nucleotides. RefSeq lists its product as uncharacterized. NCBI's taxonomy places the organism in Eukaryota, Viridiplantae, Streptophyta, Magnoliopsida, Sapindales, Anacardiaceae. Gene Ontology annotation, molecular function: DNA-binding transcription factor activity; sequence-specific DNA binding. The record is from RefSeq and is a predicted model, not a curated record. Gene Ontology annotation, cellular component: nucleus. The transcript is spliced from 6 exons. The coding region runs from base 46 to 1563 and encodes 505 amino acids. Gene Ontology annotation, biological process: regulation of DNA-templated transcription.